Molecule: messenger RNA, 1291 nt
Organism: Helicoverpa armigera (cotton bollworm)
Lineage: Eukaryota; Metazoa; Arthropoda; Insecta; Lepidoptera; Noctuidae
Gene: Or-14
Product: odorant receptor 85c-like
Exons: 9
Coding region: 22-1203 (393 amino acids)
Biological process (GO): detection of chemical stimulus involved in sensory perception of smell; sensory perception of smell
Cellular component (GO): plasma membrane
Molecular function (GO): olfactory receptor activity; odorant binding
Source: RefSeq, a predicted model, not a curated record
AACAGUAUUUCUGUGGCCAAAAUGGACGACGAAUUAGAAUUCAAGCCGUUUCAUGAGACAUACAGACUGAUAACAUUUUCUCUCUGUAUCGCCAUGAUAUAUCCCAAUCCUAGGACUGAAAAGUGGAGACUUUUCAGUAUACCAAUACUCAUAGCAACAGUAGCCCCGGUAGCGAUAAUGAUAUUCUUGGACAUGUACAAAUGCUGGAAAAAUGGCGAUAUUGUUAACAUUAUCAGGCAUAGCACCGUUGUUGGACCUUUCCUGGGCGGAUUCUUUAAGAUGAUCCUAAUGUACCACAAACGCGUCCAAGCAAAGCAAAUACUAGACGAAUUCGAUAGAGACCACUACAUGUUUAACACUGUCGCUGAAACUUACAAAGAUAUAGCGCGAGCUUCUAUCAGGAACUGUCAGAUAUACAGCGAGAGACUCUGGGCGUGCCUGGUGACGACUUGCGUCAUGACGUUUCCAGUAAUGGCUAUAGUGCUGAAUAUUUAUAACUUCAUGUUUAAGUCUGAGCCUACUAAGUAUAUGAUACAUGAUUUGGAAAAGCCGUUCUCUAAGGAGCCGGAGGAAAGAUUUGAGUCGCCUUAUUUUGAGCUACUAUUCGUCUACAUGUUCUACGCAGCCAUACUAUACGUAGUAAACUUCACUGGUUACGACGGUUUCUUUGGGUUAUGCGUGAACCACGCCUGCCUGAAGAUGGAGUUAUACUGCAAGGCUUUGGAGGAAGCCAUGAUGGCCGAUAGAGAGGAGGUCUAUGGCAGGGUCAUAGCUGUGAUUAGAGAACAGUGUCGGAUGUUCAGAUACGUAGAUUUGAUUCAGGAUACUUUCAACAUAUGGCUGGGAAUUAUAUUUAUAGCUACCAUGAUACAAAUAUGCACGUGUUUGUAUCAUAUCACUGAGGGCUAUGGUUUUGAUAUCCGCUACAUGAUAUUUGUGUAUGGAGCUGUGGUGCAUAUUUACUUGCCUUGCCGUUACGCGGCUAAGUUAAAAGCUAUGUCAAUGGAAACCUCGAACCGUUUCUACUGCUCCGGCUGGGAGCGCGUGGAUGACGAGCGCGUGAGGAAGAUGAUAGUGUUCAUGAUAGCGCGCGCUCAAGUGCCCAACGAGAUCACCGCCUUCAAUAUGAUGGCCUUUGAUAUGGAGCUGUUUCUAUCCAUUCUACAAACAUCAUACUCAAUGUUUACGCUACUGAGAUCUUAAAUCCGUUUACUUAUUGAAGUCUAGUACUCUUUUUUGCACUUAAAAUUGUUUUGGCUUUGAUAUUUAAAAAACACGUGUUUAUUUAUGU